AAUGGUAAUUUAACUAUUUUCUUCUUUGUUUUAUUAGAUAUUCCUCUUCGUCAGGUAAUAGCUGAGGAAUGUGUUGCUUUUAUGUUAAACUGGAGGGAAAAUGAAUACCUUACACUGCAAGUUCCUGCAUUUCUGCUUCAGAGUAAUCCAUAUGUAAAGCUUGGACAGCUUUUAGCAGCUACAUGCAAAGAACUUCCAGGCCCUAAAGAAAGUAGGCGGACUGCCAAAGACCUUUGGGAAGUUGUUGUUCAGAUCUGUAGUGUAUCCAGUCAGCACAAACGAGGAAAUGAUGGCAGAGUUAGUUUAAUAAAGCAGAGGGAAUCUACAUUAGGUAUAAUGUAUCGGAGUGAACUGCUUUCUUUUGUCAAAAAAUUAUGGGAACCAUUGGUUUUGACUAUUAUUUUGUCACUCUUUGUGAAACUUCACAAUGUUCGGGAGGACAUUGUGAAUGAUAUUACAGCUGAACACAUUUCUAUUUGGCCAUCUUCCAUUCCCAACCUCCAGUCUGUGGACUUUGAAGCUGUGGCAAUCACGGUGAAAGAGCUGGUUCGGUAUACACUCAGUAUAAAUCCAAACAACCAUUCCUGGUUAAUUAUUCAGGCAGACAUUUAUUUUGCAACAAAUCAGUAUUCAGCAGCUCUUCAUUAUUACCUCCAAGCCGGAGCUGUGUGUUCUGAUUUCUUUAAUAAGGCUGUGCCCCCUGAUGUUUACACAGACCAGGUAAUAAAACGAAUGAUAAAAUGUUGUUCUUUGCUGAAUUGCCACACACAGAUCAAAGCCAUCGGCCAGACAGAAUUGAAUGCAAGCAACCCAGAAGAAGUGUUACAGCUGGCAGCGCAGAGAAGGAAAAAAAAGUUUCUGCAAGCAAUGGCAAAACUUUACUUUUAAGCCGUUAAAGUUUUUUAACUUUUAUUUUUUAAACAAUGGGCUAAAAAUAAACAGUAUUAAAAGAUUGUUUAUAUAAUACAUAUGUACACAUUUAGUGGUGUUUUCAGACAAAAUACUGAAACAGAUAUUAGUUUAAAACAAAAACUAUACAGAAAACUUCAUACCAUAACAAUAGCUUAAAGUUAUAAUUUCUUCAAAGGGAGAAGAGAUUCACAUAUCUGAUAACAAAAUAAACUAGCAAACUAGUAUAAUUUUUUCUAAUUAAAUCUACUUUGAGGCUGAAAUUUAUUUUUAAAAACUAAAAUAUUUAGGAGUAGCUAGUCUAUAUACAGCAAGUUCUUAUGUCUUUUUUUUUAAUAAAUACAUUUCUAGGAAUCAGUAUACAUUUAAUACUCUUCUGCCUUAAGAAAAUAGAAGUUUAGGUCAAGUGUAAAGCUUUAUCACUUUGACACUGUCCUUAUAAUGUAGGAAUUUAAAAAGGACCUUAACAAUUUUGCAAACAUAAAUAAAGCCUUAGUCAUACUAAAAAAAAAAAAAUCCUUAGGGAUAUCUUAGAGAAUAAAGUGACUUUCUCAUAUAAAUAGUUUGAAAGGGUACUUAAGUUUUUCACCCAAAUUGUGAUAUACAAAAAGGUUAUUAUAAAAGCAAUCUAUAUGUCAAAUAAAGCCCCUAGUAGAAGCCA
This is a messenger RNA of Galeopterus variegatus (Sunda flying lemur), 1570 nucleotides long. RefSeq names its product integrator complex subunit 8-like. The record is from RefSeq and is a predicted model, not a curated record. The annotation marks the transcript as partial. Gene Ontology annotation, biological process: snRNA 3'-end processing. Gene Ontology annotation, cellular component: integrator complex. Gene Ontology annotation, molecular function: protein binding. NCBI's taxonomy places the organism in Eukaryota, Metazoa, Chordata, Mammalia, Dermoptera, Cynocephalidae. The transcript is spliced from 9 exons.